AUGAUCCUGGUCGAGAAACCGAAAGUUUUACCCACCAAACCCGCGUCCAAAAGUAGAAACACCGAUGGCUUCAACACAUUGGUGUCAUUUCACCGGUUGGCGGGCAUACUAUACCUGGGCUACGGACCCAACCAGACACUCAUCAAAAAGACCAUAUGGUUAGCCUACGGCACAGCGGUCUGGGCCAUAGUGGGCAUCACAAAUACACCUUGCAUGCUUGAGUGUUUCUUACGCAAAAGUGAAUUCACCAACAUCAUUGGCUUUUACGUGUUUAACACUAUGUUUACCAUAUUCAACGUAUGCAACCUGAUAAACGCCCUGGUGGUCACUGUACGGGGCGGUGACUUUUACCGACUAAUAACUAACCUACAAGAGUUUACUAUUGAUGGUAAAUCGCUGAGAAAACUACGAAUCGGUGUUUACAUGUAUAUUAUGCUAUCGUUUUUAAUGAUGGUGAGAAAAGUGACCAUGUUCAACUUCACGUUUGACUUGUCUUACCCAAAGUUUUCUGGCUUUAAUUGUCUGAAAAUCUUUGAGGACUGCGCGACGGAAGUGAUGACAGACAGCACCGGAUUUUUGUUGAUUUAUUUUAGCUAUUAUUUAACGCUAAUUAUCGUAGAGUUUACGCAAAGUAUCCGCCGAUCAGACGCCGGGAAUGUGGACGAUGUCCGGCGCCAAGUGGUCAGAAUUGAGACCAUGAUUAAAGUGGCCAAUCGGCUGUUGAAUCCGUGUCUUUUGCUGGUGUUUACGAUAAAUAUGUUUAUAUUAAUUAUAUUUUGCUUUUUGAUUCAUAAUCUCAUUAAUAUUGAGUCCAAGUUCUCGGUUCGGGUCGUUUGGCCACUUCUGGUCAUAUACGCGGUCCGUAUGUUUGUCUGGUGUGUGUUUGUCGAUCGGCUUAACCAAAAGAAUAAAGAGAUGUUUGAAAAUAUAUCGCAAAUUCCUGCCAACAAUAUGGAGGAAAAGCUUAAUAUCAUGUUCAUCUUAAGUCUGCAACAAAAUCAGCAAACAUUCAAUGCGUCCAACUUUUUCAAUAUUAAUAAAUCGCUGUUUUUAUCGGUAAUCGGUGUCUCCAUAACAUAUACAUUGCUUUUUAUCCAAAGUGUUGACAAAGUUUAA
Medioppia subpectinata is the source of this 1116-nucleotide messenger RNA. The record is from the annotation of a GenBank genome assembly. NCBI's taxonomy places the organism in Eukaryota, Metazoa, Arthropoda, Arachnida, Sarcoptiformes, Oppiidae.